This is a messenger RNA of Paramecium octaurelia, 301 nucleotides long. The record is from the annotation of a GenBank genome assembly. Lineage: Eukaryota; Ciliophora; Oligohymenophorea; Peniculida; Parameciidae.
AUGUCAAGAAAAAGAUACAAUUCUGGUUCCAAGAGACACAACUCUCCCAAGGGGCAAUUCAAUUCAACAUCCCCCCAAAGGAGUAGCUACGAGGAUUCUCUGGCAGCAGAAUGCCUAAUUAAGGCCUUCUUGGACAUAGGGGGAAUGGAGGACCCUAUUUUAAAAGUAUUAUUCAUUGGAGGCUCUAAACCUAAAUAAGGAGAAACAGAAGUGGAUCUAGCCUUCAGAAGACUGAAAAGCUGCUGGUUAGAAAAGAAAGAGAGGACAUAUGGUAUGAGAGAGGUCCUAAGAAGGGGUUUGG